Paramisgurnus dabryanus is the source of this 2561-nucleotide messenger RNA. Its product is annotated as calcium/calmodulin-dependent protein kinase type IV. Gene Ontology annotation, molecular function: protein kinase activity; ATP binding. The record is from RefSeq and is a predicted model, not a curated record. NCBI's taxonomy places the organism in Eukaryota, Metazoa, Chordata, Actinopteri, Cypriniformes, Cobitidae. Gene Ontology annotation, biological process: protein phosphorylation.
UCCUCCUCAUGCUCUCAUCACCAGCGCAAACAGCAGCGAGAUUUACAUCAGAAACGACAUGUACUUCCUCCUCACCCUGCUAAUUCACAAAACCCAUCUGCUAUAUGGGAAUCAUCUGAUAAAUAAGCAGCAGAUCUUUUGAUUUUAUUGUUUGCGUCCAUUCGAGAACCUGACAAGCAAAGCGUCGCUUAUCACGCGUGUGAUAUUCAACCCUCCGGUUGUGUUUGCAGGAUUAUGAACGUUACAUGUCAUGGGAGGUUUGGCGAUGGAUUUUGUCCUGAUUCACCUUACGAGGCCCUUUGGAAGCUGAAGAUCCACUUUUGCUUAUUGUUUUGAUGAAGACCACCCCACCAGAUUGACUAAAUUUUGUCAACAUACUAGAUCACUUACGAAAAGCUCAUAUUUGAAGAUCAACUUGAUCCCGCAGUGAUGCUUCGGUGUCUGGUCUGACUUUUAAUACGCGCGCUCAGACGGAAAUGAAAGCCUGGACAUUUUAAACCACAGAGGAACGGACUCAUCAACCAUAUCCCAGCUCAAGCUGGCACUGUGGUCGUCUUUUAUGUUCUUCCCUAAUCUAAGGGGUUAAUUGCAUUCAUUGUUACAGCAGAAGAGCCUUCAUCAUGCCCACCUCUCGGUCCGGCGCGUGCUCGGUGGAGUACUGGGUCGAUGGCUCGCGCCGAGACGCGACAGUGGAGGAUUUCUACAACAUGGGCCCAGAAUUGGGCAGGGGUGCGACGUCAGUUGUGUUUCGCUGUGAAGAGAAGCAAACAGAGAAACCUUACGCUGUUAAGGUCCUGAAAAAAACGAUCGACAAGAAAAUAGUGAGGACAGAGAUUGGAGUCCUGCUGCGUCUUUCUCAUCCAAACAUCAUUCGUUUAAAGGAAAUCUUUGAGACUGAGACGGAGAUCUUCCUCAUACUUGAGCUGGUCACAGGUGGUGAACUCUUUGACAGAAUUGUGGAGAGAGGUUACUACAGCGAGAGAGAUGCAGCUCAUGUCAUCAAACAGAUCCUGGAAGCUGUGGCGUACUUACAUGAGAAUGGAGUUGUUCACAGAGACCUCAAACCAGAAAAUCUUCUUUAUGCUGACCUGUCAAUAGAUGCACCUCUCAAGAUAGCGGACUUUGGCCUGUCUAAGAUAAUUGAUGAGCAAGUGACAAUGAAGACAGUGUGUGGGACCCCUGGUUACUGCGCCCCUGAGAUUCUCAGAGGAAACGCGUAUGGUCCAGAGGUCGACAUGUGGUCGGUGGGAGUCAUCCUUUACAUUCUGCUGUGUGGGUUUGAACCAUUUUUCGAUCCAAGGGGGGACCAGUACAUGUACAGUCGCAUUCUGAACUGCGACUAUGAGUUUGUCUCCCCCUGGUGGGAUGAAGUCUCCCUCAAUGCAAAGGAUUUGGUUAGUAAGCUCAUAGUGUUGGACCCUCAUAAACGUCUUUCAGUGCAGCAGGCCCUGGAGCACCCAUGGGUGCUUGGAAAAGCAGCACGUUUCUCCCACAUGGACACAACACAGAGGAAACUACAAGAAUUCAAUGCUCGACGCAAACUGAAGGCCGCUAUGAAAGCUGUGGUCGCCACAAGCCGUAUGCACGAGGGCUCGCGGCGGCGGACCGACAGUUGCGAGAUGCCCAACUCGGACAAGACCUGUUGCCAGAGUAACAUACAGAAGGAAAACACAAUGGAUUCCCAAAAAGGGCCUGUUCCCAUCAAAGAAGACUCUGAGCAGGUUGAAGACGAAGCUGUCCAAUCAUCCCCAAGUCCUCCCUUCCACCCUUGCCAUAAAUCCAAACCUGCAACCAUGCCCACCCGUCCGCCUCUCAUAGCAGAGGGGCACAGGCAGAUCUCCGUCAUCCCAAAGGCUCCUGUGGUUCGGCCCAGAGUGCCCCAAAAGAGCUUCUCGGUGGAGCCUGGAGGUAAAUGCGAGUCUUCACCAGUGAGCACCACCCCACCCAGUCCCAAGAGCCUCAGUAAUGGUUUCACCAUUGGUCUAGAGGCAGGUGGGAGUACAGCUGAAUGUCAGUAAGACUGGAAGAUCAAAAGAUGUCACAGCUUGAGUCUGUGCCAUUCAUAUACAAAAGGACAAUGGAGAUACUUUAAAAAUUCACAGAGAAUUUAUUCUCCUCUUCCAGUUUGGGAUCUUUUGAUACUGGACCAGUACAUAUCUCUUUUUACAUGCUCUUCACCUGGAUGCACGUGGCUUUUGUUUUAAGUUAGCGGCACAAGAAACAUUGUUUAAUUUCUGCUUGCACAAGCGUUGUGAAUAAGAUUGUUUUUCUUCUGAACUGAAAUUCAUUUAGCUCUUUUAUGAUUUUUGCUAUCAUAAUCAUACAAUCCUGUUCUCUCUAUAGAGGUAGUAGGGAUCGUGUGUCUUUGAAGUGAUCUUAUUUCUUUGUUUUAGGAAUGAUUGCUACAAGACCAUACAUUUCUAUUGUAUACACUAUACAUAAAUGCAUAUAGAAAAAAAUAUAUAAAAUGUAUCUUUAUAUGUCUUUUCUCAUAUUCUAAUAACCCCUUUUUGUAUUUUCACAUAAAAGAGUAAAUUGAUUAAAAUGGUUUCUAAAAAUUC